AUGGAUCCAGCAAUGAAGCCGCCUGUUUACUGUAGAAGUUCUUCCAGUCUCAAGUACCACCUAAACGCAAAGCAUCCCUUAGCUAACGCGGAAGAUGCCGGGCCAAACACUGAUGUAGUGCAGAAGAGUCGUCGUCAAACUACUUUGUUUGAGUGCAACCGAGGCAAGCCCGUCAGCACAGCUCUAUCAGACAAGCUAACUAAUCUCCUCGCUCAGUGGAUUGCCACCAGCUGCCGGCCAAUCAGCAUGAUUGAAGAUGAUGGGCUCGAGCUUGUUCUCCAGGCGGCCACAGGUGACCCAUCUUACAAACUACCUGCUAGGCGAACUAUCAUGAGGAAAAUACAUGACCAGUAUGCCGCAGAGAAAGCCGCAAAAGAUGAGAAGAUGGUAGAGGCGAGGUGUGUAGCACUGACUGGGGACCAUUGGACAUCUGUCAACAACGAUAACUACCUCGGCGUUACUGUACACCUCAUCGAUGCCAGCUGGGAACUUCACUCCUUCGCUUUAGGUGUGAUGAAAACAGAAGAGCGUCACUUUGCAGAAGCGUGUGCCAGGCAGUUUCUCGACGUCGCUAAUCAGUGGGGGAUAGCUGAUAAAAUCAGCACUAUUGGAACAGACAGCGCUCCUAAUAUGGUGGCAGCAGGGAGGAUACUGACAUUCGAGCAUUUGCCCUGUGUUGCACAUGUUGUACAGAGAGCUAUUGUAAUGUCACUUCGGGAAGGUGGUUUUGAUGGUGCACUGGCCAAGUGCCACGAGCUGAAUGUCCAGCAAGCCUCCCUUGGACAAGUUCAGGAGCCACUCGUGCAAGAUGUUCCAACACGGUGGAAUUCCACCCUUGAGAUGAUCAAGCGCGUGAGGCGCAAAAGAGACGCACUUCACACAACGCUGUCUCAGCAGAAGCACAAUCUGGCCCUCCCAACAAAUGCUGAAUAUGAGAAGUUGGCAAAGCUAGAGAAACUGCUGGAGCCAUGCAGGUACAUCACUGAGCUCCUUGGUGGGGAUAAGUAUGUAUCCUGCUCUGUGGUUCUACCUGCCCUGUGCCACCUCCAGCACGCGAUGAAGAUCUCAGAUGAUGAUCCUGCCUAUAUUGUGCGAUUCAAAUCUGCCUUCACCAAGGACCUCAACCAGCGGAGGGAAAAUAUAAACCUGGAAUGGCUUAAGGUGGCGACUGCUCUAGAUCCACGAUUUAAGGACCUCAAGUGCUUGCCCAGAGCAGAGAGGGAGCCAGUGUGGGCAAAGCUAAGUGAGUUGGUGAAGGGAGAAGAACCUGCUCUGCAGCCACUCGGGGAGGAGAACCCUGAGCCACCCAAGAAGAAAACAGCCCUGUUACUGAUAGGAUCAGACUCAGAAUCAGAUGAUGAGACACCAGAAGACAAUACUGUGGAGAGGUACAAGGUAGAGCCCAGUGCCAGUCUAGAUCAGUGUCCACUGAAGUGGUGGUCGGAGCACACUGCUGUCUAUGGUAAGAUGGCCCACAUUGCCCGUAAAUACUUGGGGACUCCUGCCACAACUGUCCCAUGCGAGAGACUUUUUUCUUUAGCAGGCCAUAUUGUGCAGAAGAGGAGAUCUAGUUUGUCACCAGAAAAUGUGAACAAGCUGGUUUGCCUGAGUGACUGGUGGAAGAAGGAGAAAUAG
Messenger RNA from Megalobrama amblycephala (Wuchang bream), 1635 nucleotides. Its product is annotated as E3 SUMO-protein ligase ZBED1. Gene Ontology annotation, molecular function: protein dimerization activity. The record is from RefSeq and is a predicted model, not a curated record. The transcript has 6 exons. Gene Ontology annotation, cellular component: nucleus. Lineage: Eukaryota; Metazoa; Chordata; Actinopteri; Cypriniformes; Xenocyprididae. Gene Ontology annotation, biological process: regulation of transcription by RNA polymerase II. The coding region runs from base 1 to 1635 and encodes 544 amino acids.